Ylistrum balloti is the source of this 1718-nucleotide messenger RNA. Its product is annotated as 26S proteasome non-ATPase regulatory subunit 12-like. The record is from RefSeq and is a predicted model, not a curated record. The coding region runs from base 8 to 1372 and encodes 454 amino acids. The transcript has 11 exons. NCBI's taxonomy places the organism in Eukaryota, Metazoa, Mollusca, Bivalvia, Pectinida, Pectinidae. Gene Ontology annotation, cellular component: proteasome regulatory particle, lid subcomplex; nuclear proteasome complex; cytoplasm.
AGCAACAAUGGCGGACACAGAAACGACUCCUCAGAAAAUGGAAGUUGACUACAGUUCAACUGUAGACGAAAAACUACCAAAAUGUGAAAAAUUGGCAAAGCAAGGGAAAUUGACUGAAGCACUGGAUAUACUGAUGUCAUUAGAAAAGCAAACAAGAACAGGAGCUGAUACUCAUUCCACUAGUCGAGUCUUGGUAACUGUAGUUCGCCUCUGUUUUGAAAAUAAAAAUUGGGAUGCAUUGAAUGAAAAUAUUGUUGUGCUAACAAAGAAACGAGGACAAAUAAAACAGUCUGUCACUAAGAUGAUCCAGGAAGCUUAUACCUACGUAGAGAAGACUCCAGCUGGUAACUUGGAUGUGAAGCUUAAGUUAAUUGAUACACUGAGAACAGUAACGGCUGGAAAGAUAUAUGUGGAAAUAGAGAGGGCAAGACUAACCCGAACUCUAGCCAAGAUAAAGGAGGACAGUGGCAAGGUUACAGAGGCUGCUGACAUACUUCAGGAGCUACAGGUGGAGACAUUUGGGUCAAUGGAGAAGAAAGAGAAAGUGGAGUUUAUCCUUGAGCAGAUGCGACUGUGUCUGGCUAAGAAGGACUACAUUAGGACACAAAUCAUCAGCAAAAAAAUCAGCUCCAAGUUCUUUGAGGAAGCAGGAACAACUGAGUUGAAGUUGAAGUAUUACCAGUUGAUGAUUGAGCUUGAUGAACAUGAGGGAUCCUACCUUGCUAUCUGUAAACAUUACAAAGCUGUUUAUGACACACCAGAGAUCAAAGAAAACAAGGACAAAAUGAGGGAGGCCUUGCGAUAUGUAGUAUUGUAUGUGAUACUGGCUCCCUAUGAUAAUGAGCAGUCCGACUUCAUACACAGAGUGAAAGAAGACAGAAAUCUGGAAGAAAUACCUAAAUACCAAGAUCUACUGAAUUGUUUCACAACAGCAGAGCUGAUCACCUGGAAGCAACUGUGUCUGACAUAUGAGAGCGAAUUAAAGUUUGGCUCCACAAGCAGUCCAGCUACCCAUGUCUUUAACACAAAGCUAGAGGGUGGUGCGAAACGCUGGGCCGACCUUAAGAAUAGAGUUGUUGAACAUAAUAUUCGAGUGAUGGCCAAAUACUACACACGUGUUAGGACCAAGAGAAUUGCUGAACUUCUUGACCAAACUGAGGCGGAAUCUGAAGAAUUUUUGUCCAACCUUGUUGUGAACAAGACUAUACAAGCUAAGAUGGACCGUCUGGAAGGUAUUGUGAAUUUUACCCAUCAGAAGGACCCAAGUGACAUUCUAAAUGACUGGUCCCAUAACAUCACUACACUGAUGCAGCUUGUCAACAAAACAAAUCAUCUCAUCACAAAGGAGGAGAUGGUGCACAAGCUCCAUUAACCGUCAUAGUUCACAAAUCUAUAGUGCUACAAUAGUGGUGGACCAGUCAACUCAACACAACUGGUCAACAUACAUUGUUUUUAAACGAAGAAGAGGGACUUUGAGCCACAUUAUUGUCUCUAAAGAUUAUUCAGUGGACAUUAAUUAGUUCAUAAUGAAGUGACCUGUAAUUUCUCUACAAUUUCAUAUAUGACAUUUCAUGGUGACAAAUUAAAAAUAUUUCAUGAAAAUUUCAGGUUAAAUUUUCUUUCAGCACAAGUUUUUCAAGAAGUAUUAUGUUCAAGCUGAAAUAGUUUGAACAAAAUAUUACCCAUCAUUACAUCAUUAAAAUGUUGAAAACAAAAGA